Molecule: messenger RNA, 399 nt
Organism: Striga hermonthica
Lineage: Eukaryota; Viridiplantae; Streptophyta; Magnoliopsida; Lamiales; Orobanchaceae
Source: the annotation of a GenBank genome assembly
AUGGUCCAAAAGACUACAGAUCAUCAUCAUAGAGAAAGGGGCAUAUUUAAGUACAUGGAUUUAAGGUUCCCUACUCAAAACCACUCGACUUCGAGCUUCGACGUGCGAUCGGUCGAGUGCGAGUGUUGUGGCUUGUCUGAAGACUGCACGGGGGCCUACAUACGCCUCACGAGGGUCCGUUUCUAUGGGAACUGGGUUUGCGGGCUUUGCUCCGAGGCGAUAAACGAGGAGUCGUACAAGCUCGGAGGCAUAAGGAAUAUCGUUCGCGAGGAGGCUCUGAAUGCGCACAUGAAAGUUUGUAAGGCGUUCAAUGGGUCGGUUAGGGUGAACCCGGCCAUGUCGCUAGCUUACGCCAUGACCCGGAUCUUGAGAAAAAGGUCCAAGAAAAAUAUUGCAUGA